Molecule: messenger RNA, 1299 nt
Organism: Desarmillaria tabescens
Lineage: Eukaryota; Fungi; Basidiomycota; Agaricomycetes; Agaricales; Physalacriaceae
Product: alpha/beta-hydrolase
Exons: 3
Coding region: 1-1047 (348 amino acids)
Molecular function (GO): lipase activity
Source: RefSeq, a predicted model, not a curated record
AUGUACAGCACGACGCUUAUGGCGUCCGACCCGCCGGAGAAAUUCUCCAAAGAGGCUGAGAAAGUGGGCUUUGUUUGGGUAGACCCAGCACCGGAACUGUUGAGCGGCGAAGUGAAGACCUUGGCCGAAAAGAACAAUGUCGCAGCUGAAAAGACGUCGGGUUUCUGGUAUGGACCGAGAGGGUUCCGAUGGCAAGUUUGGCGAACCGGCACUUGCGGAACGAAAAGGUCAUCUAUCAUUUCCAUGGUUCGGGGCGGAUUUGUUAUGGGCACCGCACAUCCAUCGAAUGGGUCCAUGACUACUUUGGCAAACGGCCUUCUAGAGCAUUUCCCCGCCAAUACUCGCCUUUUUGCCCUCGAAUAUCGCCUCUCCUCCCAUGAGCCAUUUGCGGUUGCGAAUCCUUUCCCCGCCGCGCUCCUUGACGCUUUAGCCGGAUACAAGUACCUCGUUGAAUCUCUGCGAUAUGAUCCUAAAAAUAUCAUUAUAGGUGGUGAUUCAGCAGGCGGGACUCUUGCCUUCUGGUUAGCUCGAUACUUGGCCAUCAGUAAUCUUCCUAAUCUGCCUAACGCUGGCGGACUACUUCUCCUCUCCCCCACCGUCGACUGGGCAAACACUUACACGGACCGUGAGUCCUCUAUGCACAAACACUCCUCCACCGAUUUUGUCUAUACCAUUCUCAUAUGCGGAUACACUCUCCGCGCGCUUAUGGGAAAUUUACCAUUGCCGGAUGCACCUUCGAACGUUUGGAUUGCUCCGGGAUCGAAGCAAAAUGAUGCACCAGGUUUGUUUACUGGUCUGCCAAAGACUGUCAUUGUGGCCGGCGGCGCAGAACAAACGCUGGAUGCUAUGGUGGUCCUACGAGAUAGGUUGGAGAGGGACUUGGGGAAAGACAAUGUGAAAUACAUCGAGAAACCUGAUGCGACUCACGAUUACCUCACUGCGUCGUGGCAUGAACCUGAGAGAACAGAAACCUUGGUUGAGCUGGGAGAAUGGGCUAAUGAUAGAAUUUGGUCUACUUGCCUGAACACAACAGAUUUUUCAUCGUAGUACUUGGGAUAAAGAAUCGGCUGCUGAUUGUUUGUAUACCUUGUUACGAUGUACAUUAACAUAUAUAUUUUUUGUUGCCUAGCGCUGUACAUGUUUGUCGACUCUGCGUUUAUGUAUGCCUCUUGUUGCACAAGCAGAUAAUUAUCCUUCGCUGUUUGGAUGCCAUCCGACCAGCUCCUAGAAGAUGGAUCAGGUAUGAAAGGAUCUUUAAAGAGCUUCACUGGGUGGUCCUUGUCAGACUGUUUACACGAA